UUCAGGGUCGGUUGCAUGAACGGAGCUCUAUAGAAAUCUGACAGCUUCACAGGUGAAACAUCGUUCAGAGGUUGUUUCACUUUCUCUUUCAGUGGCCGGAACAUACUCGCUGUGAGUCUGGGGUUGACACAGUCAAAAAGCAGUAAUUCGUCCAAUAAUAUCGGCAACAUGAACAAAAAGAAAAAGGACUGGAAGGAGGAAAAAGUCAAACUGUUGAACAUGAGUCUGGAGGAGCGCCGGAGGCAGUACCGUUCUGAUCAUGUGACGCUGGAGAAGAUCCUCACCUGGAGACAGAUGAGUAAAGCUGAAGUGGACGGACACAGCCUCCUGAUUGACAAAGUUUCUCUGUACAAAGGCGACAUCACCAUCUUGGAGGUGGACGCCAUCGUGAAUGCAGGUGUGAGGGGGCAGGUGUCACACGCCCGUGCUGCACUCAGGGACCAGGGGGGAGUAAGAGGAGAGCUGCUGCCCCCCUGCUUCCUCCGUAACCCAAUAGGCCGUUCCACACGGACCUCAAUAUCUCAGCACCUUCCCAGGGUGAAAAAUCUCUCACACCAGCCAGCUCCCCAGGAAGUUGACCCAGCGGAGCAGGUCAUCACUCCGAGACAAAGAGAUUCUUAUCGGGCCGGGCGGCGCUCUCUCUCUCACCCCCCCCCCCCUCACCACCCCUCGGACUGUGAGCGAUGAAUUCUCUGAAACUUA
This is a messenger RNA of Hypomesus transpacificus, 702 nucleotides long. It is a transcript of the gene macrod2, whose product is annotated as mono-ADP ribosylhydrolase 2. NCBI's taxonomy places the organism in Eukaryota, Metazoa, Chordata, Actinopteri, Osmeriformes, Osmeridae. Gene Ontology annotation, cellular component: nucleoplasm. Bases 169 to 687 code for a protein of 172 amino acids. The record is from RefSeq and is a predicted model, not a curated record. Gene Ontology annotation, molecular function: ADP-ribosylglutamate-[protein] hydrolase activity. Gene Ontology annotation, biological process: purine nucleoside metabolic process; peptidyl-glutamate ADP-deribosylation; DNA damage response. The transcript has 4 exons.